AAUGUUAUAUAUUGGUGUCAAUAGUAAACUCACUGUUGUUUACCAUUUGUUUGUCUGACCAUUGAUGUGAUCCGACUCAUCACUGGAUCAAUAAAAUAUCUGAGUCGAUGUCGGCAAUGGAUGGUCUGAUUCAGAGGCAAUUGAAUCGGAUAUACCGUCGCGAGUGUCACCAAUUGGGUCGACAUUUAAGUCAAUAUAAGACACAUAGUAAACCACAGAUCAAUCGGAUCCACUGCGAGUCCGACGAUAUAUUGAGCUAUGCGUUGGACGAGAAAUCACUUCCCGGUCUAUACGUCGCCGCCAAACCACUUGAACCCGAUUUUAACGAGUACUUUGAGAUUGAAGUACUUGAGUGCAGCUCUUUAGCCGACAUUGCUUUGGGUUUAGUAUCCAAUAAUCAUCCGAUGGAUCAAAUGCCUGGUUAUGUCGCCAAUUCUGUUGGAUAUCAUGCAGGAGACGGAAGGAUAUAUUUGGGACAUCAAAGAGGGACAGUUGUAGCCGACAAGUGUGAGAUCGGUGACCGAAUUGGUUGUGGCGUUCAUUUUGAACCAAUGGAUGAACGGACAGCCUUUACUUUAAGCGAGUAUUCAAAGAUAGACUCAAUUGUUCCGUCGAUGAAAAUGAAAGUCUAUUUUACUCUAAAUGGAUCUGAAAUAAGUUCAACAGUGAUUACACCAUUAUUUUUGAGAGGCAGUCCUUUAUUUCCUGCAAUAGCGUUGUGUUCUCCGGGUGAAGAAGUAAAGCUCAAUCUGAACCUAAAGUGGAGUCCGUCCGCUUUGUCCAGAAGUGUAUCCGAUGAGUCUCUUAUGUGUAUUGACAGCUAUGAAGAUGAUUGGAUGCGCUUACAUGAUAUUAGACUUAAUGGAAACUUAUUAGAAUAUGCGGGUCGCGGCAAAAGUAUUUUAGACGUAGGACUGGCUCAGGCCCGACGUCCACUCGACACUCAAUAUCAUUAUUUUGAAAUUGAAAUCCUUGAUCCAGGAGAGAGCUGUUAUAUAGCUAUUGGAUUAACGCGAAAAGACUAUCCUCGACACAGUCAUCCCGGUUGGAACAAGGGUUCAAUUGCAUAUCAUGCAGAUGAUGGUAAAAUAUUUGUGGGCAGCGGUGCUGGCGAUCCAUUUGGACCGCGUUGUCAUAGAGGAGAUAUAAUGGGUUGUGGUAUAAAAUUUCCAAGAAAUUAUAGUCUCAGUGAAAGUGAUAAAAUGUCAAAAGCCAUGAAAAAGUGGAGCAAUAGAAGCAAUAGUAGCGCUGAUUCGGAAAUAGUCAACAUUUACAGCUCAUCUGAUGAACAAUUCGACGAACAGUUGUCGGAAUCGUCACAUUCUGGCGGUGAGAAUGAUUCGUCACUCGAAGAGAUGGACGGAAACAAUGAUUUCUUUCACAAAGAGAAAGAUUGGAAGGGAUGGAUGAUUCCGUUGCACAACGAUUUAGUUCCAUUUAAUCCACGAAUUCAGGGAUAUCGUCAAUUGCCGCCAAUGGCACCGAUAGCUAUGCUUCCGUUUGAAAAUUAUUUACAAAGAGCUGAUUCUGUUGUCGAUGAGUCAAAUGGUGGUAAAGUGGAAGUGUUUUUCACACGCAAUGGAGUGAUAAUCGGCCAAAAAGACGUUUCGAUACCAAAAGGAGGCUUUUAUCCAACUGUAGGAAUGUUAAGCACUGCCGAAAAAGUUAAGGUAGACUUACAUCCACUAACCGGUUAAUGCAAUUGUUAUUUACAAAUAUUUUAAAUGUUUUAAAUAUUUAUUCUUGUAUUUAAUCUCAAUCGACGAAAUAUAUUUUAUGAGUUUCAUAAAAAUGUGUGAAAUUCAUUAAUGUUUUACUUUUAAUAUCAUUUACAUUAUUAUACAGUAUUCACUCAAACAUACAAAUGUUAUUUAAAUAUAUUAAUAUUAUACCAGAGAGAAACCCAUUGAAAGCGUCUAAAAAUCUCAUUAAAUAUAAUAAUCAACACAAAUAUAACUAUAUUUUAUCCAUGAAAAAUAAAUUAUUUUUGAUGUACAUAAUAAUAUAUUUGAAAUAUAUAAAUAUACAACAUAUACAUAUAUUCUUUAAAUUAUUCUUUAAAUGAAUUUUAUUUGUAUUUUUUGAAACUUUUAGGGAUAACAACCACUUUAUGUAUACAAAUAAUGAUUUUAUCGUUCAAUGUAUUUAUUGUAUUAGAUAUCAAGUUUGUAUAGAAAAAAUAUAGUCAGAGAGCGAUUUGUUGUAAUUUGAUUUUUUUGAGGAUAAACUCAAAUAUAACUAAACAAAGAAUUUGAUUGUAAAAACAUUGUUAAACAAAUAAAA
Oppia nitens is the source of this 2283-nucleotide messenger RNA. Its product is annotated as SPRY domain-containing protein 3-like. The coding region runs from base 108 to 1697 and encodes 529 amino acids. The transcript has 6 exons. Lineage: Eukaryota; Metazoa; Arthropoda; Arachnida; Sarcoptiformes; Oppiidae. Gene Ontology annotation, molecular function: protein binding. The record is from RefSeq and is a predicted model, not a curated record.